GCUGCGCGCGGAGGAGGUGGAGGAGGUGCCGGGCGGCAGCUUCCCGCCCCCGAGCCGGAGCCGGUUCCGAGCGGAGUGGAGUGGAGGUUUUCCCCGGAGCGUAGCUGCCUGAGCGGGCACCGAGCCCCCGCCAUGGCCCGGAAUACGCUGUCCUCGCGCUUCCGUCGGGUGGACAUCGACGAAUUUGACGAGAACAAAUUCGUGGACGAACAGGAGGAGGCGGCGGCGGCGGCGGCCGAGCCAGGCCCGGAUCCUAGCGAGGUGGACGGGCUCCUGCGGCAAGGGGACAUGCUUCGGGCGUUUCAUGCAGCCUUGCGGAACUCUCCCGUCAACACCAAGAAUCAAGCUGUGAAGGAACGGGCCCAGGGCGUGGUGCUGAAAGUGCUUACAAAUUUUAAGAGCAGCGAAAUUGAGCAGGCUGUGCAGUCACUGGACAGAAAUGGCAUUGACUUGCUAAUGAAGUACAUUUAUAAAGGGUUUGAGAAGCCCACAGAAAAUAGCAGCGCAGUGUUACUCCAGUGGCAUGAAAAGGCAUUAGCAGUAGGAGGACUAGGCUCCAUUAUAAGAGUUCUUACAGCAAGAAAGACUGUUUAAAAAAAAAAAAAAGACUCAUGUUACCUUGAGAAGAAUUUUGGAUGCACAGGCUGUUGAAGAAGGGAUUGACAAUGGACCAUCUUCCUCGGAACUCCCAAGUAAACUAUUUCAGGACAUGCAUCCGCUAAAGUGUGUUUUAUUUUCAAGGUGGAGGGAGAAGUCGUCUUACUGUUUCCUAAAUCCUUUGCAGGAUCUGAUAGUCUAUGCCUUUGUCCACAAGUAAUGCAGAACUGACAUUGUGACUGUCUACCAGAGUGGCUGGCCCGCAUUGGUCAGGUGUACCUGUGUGCACUGCCUGUGUAAAAGCGGGGAGGGAUGACCUGGGCAGGUGCAGAUUCAAGGGGUGUGGUAAAAAAGGGAGAGCUUGGUUUUUGUUGAAGUGGAAAACCCCCAAGGGUUUGUACAGACAUCCCGACCUCCCAAAGAAGGCGGGCUCUCUUGGGUUCAUUGUAAAGUGCCUGCUGCAUCAAUAAAGCUCUUGGCUUAUUAGUA
This is a messenger RNA of Physeter macrocephalus (sperm whale), 1086 nucleotides long. It is a transcript of the gene ARPC5L, whose product is annotated as actin related protein 2/3 complex subunit 5 like. The coding region runs from base 133 to 594 and encodes 153 amino acids. Gene Ontology annotation, biological process: cell migration; Arp2/3 complex-mediated actin nucleation; regulation of actin filament polymerization. Lineage: Eukaryota; Metazoa; Chordata; Mammalia; Artiodactyla; Physeteridae. The record is from RefSeq and is a predicted model, not a curated record. The transcript has 4 exons. Gene Ontology annotation, molecular function: actin filament binding. Gene Ontology annotation, cellular component: Arp2/3 protein complex; cytoplasm; actin cytoskeleton.